AUGACCAGCUUCACCAGGUCACCAGGUCACCAGGUCACUGAAAUGUACCAAAAGUUUGAGAAAAGAGUUUUCAAUAUUGUCCAUCAUAGUGAGAAACAUUGUGUGACAGUGAUGUUUAUGUCAUCGUCAGGACUUGGUAGAUUGUCGUCCUACAGUGUAUUGAACCAGGAUUUGAGCUGUCACAGAUUCUUUGGAGCUAUCACAGACUCUUUGGAGCUUUCACAGACUCUUUGGAGCUGUCACUGGCUCUUUGGAGCUGUCACUGACUCUUUGGAGCUGUCACUGGCUCUUUGGAGCUAUCACAGACUCUUAGGAGCUGUCACAGACUCUUUGGAGCUGUCACUGGCUCUUUGGAGCUGUCACAGACUCUUUGGAGCUGUCCCUGACUCUUUGGAGCUGUCACAGACUCUAUGGAGCUGUCACAGACUCUUUGGAGCUGUCAUUGCCUCUUUGGAGCUGUCACUGACUCUUUGGAGCUGCCACAGGCUCUUUGGAGCUGUCACAGACUCUAUGGAGCUGUCACAGACUCUUUGGAGCCGUCACUGGCUCUUUGGAGCUAUCACUGGCUCUUUGGAGCUGUCACUGGCUUUUUGGAGCUGUCACUGGCUCGUUGGAGCUGUCACAGACUCCUUGGAGCUGUCACUGGCUCUUUGUAGCUAUCACAGACUCUUUGGAGCUGUUACUGGCUCUUUGGAGCUUUCACAGGCUCUUUGGAGCUGUCACUGGCUUUUUGGAGCUGGCACUGGCUCUUUGGAGCUGUCACAUACUCUUUGGAGCUGUCACUGGCUAUUUGGAGCUGUCACAGACUCUAUGGAGCUGUCACAGACUCUUUGGAGCUGUCACUGGCUCUUUGGAGCUGUCACAGACUCUUUGAAUGCGGUGUAGGACUAGAUCAAUACAUGGUGUUGAUUUUUCUGUUACCUCGUGAUUGUUCUGUACAUAGAUGUAUACGGUUUCUAUCCCGAUCCUCAGCUGAGAAUUUGUUCCACCCGAUGUACUACUGUUGUCGCUGGUUAGACAGGAGAACUUUGUUAGUCUGUACUAACUAUCCACAGUACAUUGUCAUUACCUUAAAUCUCUCAACAAUAGGCAGUGGCUUAUUUCUAGCACAUUUCAUUGCAAGAAAUCUCUGGCUUAUUUUUAUGACAAAUUUAUUUUUUUAGUCUUAUUUUCAGAUUUUAAGGGUAUGAUCAGUGUUAGCUUAGCUUCUGUCGAAUAAAGCAAUAUAAAGCUGUAUUUGAUAUACAUACAUUUAUUGUUCUAUUAAAUGUAAUAUAAAUGUAAAAUCCAUAUUUUCUCUAUGUAAUUUCUUUUUGUUUUUGUUUUCCAUUUGAUAACAUUUCUAAAAUUGGCUAAAUCUCAACAUUGGAAAGGUUGGUUUACAAAGCAGUCUCUUGUAAAUAAUUUCAGCACAGAUCCUAUUGCAUCAAGUAUAUAUAUUGUAACUUUUAAAAUACUCGACAAGAAAAGCUGUUACCACAAGGUCGUAUAAAGAUGAAGCUCUUUGAACAUAGCUUUAUGAUCACAGAGAUGGUAAUUUACCUAACUAGUAUUAUGUACAUUCUGGGAAGUUUCUUACCUGGUGCAGUUUAUUAUUAGAAAUAGUAUAUAAGUUGUGGAGAUAAGUUCCAGUACACCUGAAGCUUCUGUUCACUUAACAAUGCUUUACUCCUUUAUACAUCAUCAAAUACACAUUGGUUUAUUGACUGCUUCAUUUGAAAGUGAGAGUAAGUUUGUUAAAUGCAAAUGUUUUUUGUAUAAUCAAUAUCUUUGUUUCCCCAAUUGAUGUGAUAAUUUUGUGUAAACUGUUUGUUUAUAGCGGUAUCCUACUGUCUAAUAAGUCUAUUCAUAGCAAUAUCCUACUGUCUAAUAAUAUUUAUAGCGGUAUCCUACUGUCUAAUAAGUCUAUUUAUAGCGGUAUCCUACUGUCUAAUAAGUCUAUUUAUAGCAGUAUCCUACUGUCUAAUAGGUCUAUUCAUGUUUUGUACAAAUAUAAUGAACUAUAUAUUAUAUACCAUCAUCAUAGCUAAUAUUUUAUUCCUAAACAUUUCUUUUUUAGAAAACUAAUAUAUAUACAGAUGCGUUUUAGAAACAAACAUAUUUAAUGAAAUUUGAUGAUUAAGAAAUAUUUUUGGAAAUAAUACAUUUAUCACCGACAAAUGAUACUGGUUUGUGGAAAAAGUUUGGGAAAAUUCAGUAUUUUGAAGUUAACCAUGAUUGCCAGUAAUGUAGGUAUUCUGUAGUUACCUAUGAUUGCCAGUAAUGUAGGUAUUCUGUAGUUACCUAUGAUUGCCAGUAAUGUAGGUAUUCUGUAGUUACCUAUGAUUGCCAGUAAUGUAGGUAUUCUAUAGUUACCUAUGAUUGCCAGUAAUGUAGGUAUUCUGUAGUUACCUAUGAUUGACAGUAAUGUAUGUGGAAGAAGAUUUUAGCAUCCAAUGUUCAUGUCAUUUACAAUUUAUUUGAACUUAUUUAAUAACAAGUAGAGGGCACUAGUUCUCACACCUUACUACAACGUCUCCUAGCUGGUACAGUGUUCCAAAGUAAACUUGUCCAAGGUCGGAAUUCCUAUUGUUUCAGUGUAAACUUGUCCAAGGUCGGAAUGCCUAUUGUUUCAGUGUAAAAUGGUGAAGAGAAAAAGUUAUAACUAUAAACUGCAGUUGUAUGAAACAUCUGAUAUAUGAAAUGUAGUGUGUGCCAAUAAUUUCUACUUAUUCAAAAAUGAACGAGAUGAACACUGGGUUAAUACUGAUUUCUAGUGUGAUUACAGUGAACUUGAUUUUAUAAUACAGUUAAUUUGUUUAAGUCUGGGGCAGCGGAUAUUAACCCUAUACCAGAAAAUUGUCAUUGAAAACUAGCUGGCGAAAUGGGUAUUCUAACAAAUACAUCGUCAGAUUUUAUUUUCUGGCCAUUUUUGAAGUAACCUUCACAGAAAAGCCAGGUUUUGUUUCUUUAAAGAAUCGAAGUGGUUGUUACACAAAUGUAAAAGUAUUAAUUUCAAUUUAAUGAAUGAAUCUCAUCUUUGAUGAGCAAGUUGGACACUAAAGAGUAACUUCCUAUUAAUUUGAUUCAAUUUUUAAUAUGAUAGAUAUUAAUGUAGCUUGAAAUUUUAAUACACUUCCAUAUGAACAUGUGGACACCGAUACCCCUGUAUUUAAAACACAACACAACAAGGUGUCAGAGAUUGGACUUCUAUUGAAUAUGCUGACAGAUUUACAAAGUGUGAAGGAAUUAUAUAUAAAUAUAUAUAGUUACCAAUCAAAAUAGACCUUUAAUUGUAUUUUUUUUAUUUUCCAUUAUUGCAUGCAAGAAUUAUAUUUUAAAUAUAAAAUCAUUGUCAAAUUGCACAAACAACACAGCCCCUGAUGGAAGGGUAGCAUGCUAAGGGGAGAUAACAAGGUUGUCUCCUGUCCAACAGUUUAUAGUGCUGGGAUUAGAAAAUUGGAAAUAACUUUUUAUUCUUUUUGUUUCUUACUUUACUUAAUCAGGUCUGAUCUUGAACAUUAAUUGACCAAUCAAAUGAGUUUUUGUUACUGCAGACUGGUUUAAUGAUUGACAAAUAAAAUUAGACCUUACAUAAUCUUGCCUUUCAAACUUCAAGUUGAAAAAAGUACAUAUAUUGAAGUAAAUAGUUGCUUUUUCAGUGCUCAGUGAGUCUUUUAUGUUUUGUUUUACACAAUAUUAUUUUUUUAUUUGUUUAUUUUUUUUCUGCCAAAUCAUUUACCAUGUGGACGUAGUCAUUGUGUUUUGUUAGACAUGUUAUAAUGUAAAGCCUGUCAACACUUGUACACAUUGUGUUUUGUUAGACAUGUUAUGAUGUAAAGCCUGUCAACACUUGUACACAUUGUGUUUUGUUAGACAUGUUAUAAUAUAAAGCCUGUCAACACUUGUACACAGUGUGUUUUGUUAGACAUGCUAUAAUGCAAAGCCUGUCAACACUUGUACACAUUGUGUUUUGUUAGACAUGUUAUGAUGUAAAGCCUAUCAACACUUGUCCACAUUGUGUUUUGUUAGACAUGUUAUGACGUAAAGCCUAUCAACACUUGUACACAUUGUGUUUUGUUAGACAUGCUAUAAUGCAAAGCCUGUCAACACUUGUCCACAUUGUGUUUUGUUAGACAUGCUAUAAUGUAAAGGCUGUCAAUACUUGUACACAUUGUGUUUUGUUUUGUUAGACAUGUUAUGAUGUAAAGGCUGUCAACACUUGUACACAUUGUGAUUUGUUAGACAUGUUAUAAUGUAAAGCCUGUCAACACUUGUACACAUUGUGUUUUGUUAGACAUGUUAUAAUGUAAAGCUUGUCAACACUUGUACACAUUGUGCUCAAAGCGUGUAUACAUUGUACAGAAGGCUUCAACUAUUAUUACUGAAAAUUGAUGACAUAAAAUAUUAAUAUAAGUACCUUGUACAUUUUUAAAAUAUUGUAUUAUUAAAAAGCCUGAAGAUGGGGCUUCCCAAUAAAUGAAUAAAAACUGUUACAAGAAAUGUUUUUCUAGCAUGUUUUUUUUAGCCCUCCAUCAACUGUCUUGUUAUCCCUAUCUCCAGAAAGUACUGGAUUGUUUGUGUAGGUUCCCAUUCAUCCUUUAUCACAAUCAGUAUUGUACUAGUUAAUAUGUGAAACAAGAAACUCACUUUAAAGGUUGUCUUUUAUACACAGAUGUAUG
Messenger RNA from Mizuhopecten yessoensis (Yesso scallop), 4661 nucleotides. RefSeq lists its product as uncharacterized. The record is from RefSeq and is a predicted model, not a curated record. The coding region runs from base 1 to 885 and encodes 294 amino acids. The transcript has 3 exons. NCBI's taxonomy places the organism in Eukaryota, Metazoa, Mollusca, Bivalvia, Pectinida, Pectinidae.